GUCCCGUCCCGUCCUCCGCCUGGGAGCCUCCCCGGCCAGGUGUGUAGUCGGCGCCGAGUUCAGAGAGUCCGAGACGGCGGUGGCUGCGGCGGGCUGCAAUGCGAUGGUAGACUAUUCUGGAUGGAUUUCAGCUCCACACAGAACUGAAAAGCUGAGGUAGUCUCUGAGGUCUGGGACUCUGCAUUACUGUUACCUCCCAAGUAUGGGUGUAUCAUUGUUAUUUUGCCUCACAUUGGGGUUAUUGCCCACAAUAAUCAUUGGGAAGGCAUGGCAAUGCCCACCUCGAUGGUCUGACUCAACCAGAGAUUUCACAGUGAAGUACAGCUUCCCUACAUUCGAUGCUGGGAGUUCCAUUCAGAACAUUGUCACUUCUGAGUACGAUGAUGCGAUCUUUGUUGCAGUUCGGAACAAGAUCUUCAUGUUGAACUCAAAGAUGGAAAUUCUGUCCACGAUAGUGACUGGUCCCUGGGGUAACGCCGCGUGUGAGAUCUGUGCCAAGUGCCCCGUGAAAGGGCCAAUGAACCCCGAAGAUACAGAUAACAUAGUUCUGGUGUUGGAUCCUCAAGAAUUUUGGCUUUAUAGUUGUGGGACUUCCCAUCAUGGAGUCUGCUUCCAGCAUGAGAUUGAAAAAAAUGGCAAUGUGUCAGUUGACACCAAAUGCCUGUUCUCUGCUAAAUUUAACAGGCCUUCUGAGUGUCCAGACUGUGUGGCCAGUCCUUUAGGCACUAGAGUUGUAGUUGCUGAUAUGGCACACACGGCAUACUUUUACGUUGCCUCUACCAUUAACAGAAACAUUGCGGAGACAUAUAGCCCCAAAUCCGUAUCUAUACGGAGACUCAAGAGUAACGCGGAAGGGUUUGACCAUCCUUUCCACUCCUUAACGGUGCUACCUGCAUUUCAAGACACAUACCCAAUUAACUAUGUGUAUUCCUUUGAAUACCGGAACUUUGUAUAUUUUCUAACAGUCCAAAAAGAAAACCCUGAGUCCAAUGUGUACCACACUAGGAUUGUACGGCUCAGUACUGAUGAAACGGAAGUGCACACGUACCGUGAACUGAACUUGGACUGCCGCUUUAACACCAAGCGGAAAAGGAGUCUUGGGGCAACCCCCAGGGAUGUUGUUUUUAAUGUUUUGCAAGCAGCUCAUGCUACUCAGCCUGGCCCGAAACUGGCUCCUGAGAUCACUGUCAGUGAUGCUGACAGGGAACUGGUUCUCUUUGGGGUGUUUGCUGAAAGCCUGCCAGGCAGUAAAGUGCCCCGGAAUUACUCGGCAGUUUGCGCUUUCCCCGUGAACAAGAUAAAUGAGGCUAUCGAUGAAGGGAUGAAGGAGUGCUGCAAUGUGGAUGUCCACAACCGUGUGCCUCGAGGACUGAAGUUUUAUCAAGGUUUGGAGUAUUGUCCACAUAAUGUAAGUUUCUCAGCCCCACUGGUGGACACCAGCUGCUGGAAGAAGCCCACCUUCAUCUCUACAAAUUACUACAGGGUGGACCUCUUCAAUGGACGUAUGGUGGGAGUGCUGCUGACCUCCAUCUUUGUAACUGUAAUAGAUGAGGUGACUGUGGCUCAUCUAGGCACAUCAGAAGGACGUGUUCUGCAGGUGGUUCUUCCAUCCAAUCUCUACACAAACGUAUUGGCCAACUUCUCCUUGGGGGAGACAUUGCCAGUGCUGCGAGAAGUCAGCAAGCUGGAUGACUCUUUGCUGUUUGUCACAGGAAAAAAGGUGUCCCAGGUGAAAAUAACUGGUCCAGGCUGUCGCCAUUUCCUGACAUGCUUCCGCUGCCUGAAGGCAGAGCGUUUCAUGCAGUGUGGCUGGUGUGGAAAUGCAUGCACCCGUCAGGAAGACUGCAAGGCAGAGUGGAACCAGAAGAGCUGCUCUCCUGUCCUCACUGAUUUCUACCCCAGAAAUGCACCACUACAAGGCAGCACUAAGGUGACACUCUGUGGCUCAGGCUUUCGUUCAGGUUCAUAUUUCAGUGGCAUGGAUGCCUCACCUUCAACCCUUGGUGACUACAAGGUUACAGUGGGACGGAAGAAUUGCACCAUACUGUUUGAAGAGAGCCUAGAAAACAGGUACAGUGAAGUGCCACGCUGGAAAGAUUAUGUUGAAGUUAUUGUCUGCACUUUGACACCAAAAGAGGAAGUGAACAUGCUGGGGCCACAGAAGGUUGAGGUCACUGUUGUAGAGAAGGAGCACACCCCAUUUUACAUCAGUGGCUCCUCAGUCCUCAGUGGCUUUGAGUUUAAGCUGCCUAAAAUAACUUCUAUCCAUCCACCGUACGGCCCACAGGCUGGAGGAACAGAGAUCUUUAUCCAAGGACAAAACGUUCUGGUGGGAGGCACAAGGAAGGUGAUGGUUAAUGGUCGGGAUUGUCCCUUGGUCUCAAGGGAAAGCCAGAAAGAGGAAGCCAUAAUUUGUACCACCCCUCCUGUGAACAACCUGGGCAACGCUUCUGUGACUGUAGUAAUAGAUGAACAGCCGUUUCUUUCUCCGAAGCCCUUCUGGUAUCGAAAAGAUCCUCAGAUACACCAUAUCGCUCCCAACUGCAGCUAUGAAGGUUCAAAUAUAUCCAUCAGUGGCGCCAAUUUGGAUUCAGUGUAUUAUGCAAAGGUGCAGUUUGAAUCUGCCGGAGUGCUUACUGAAGCUAAGGAUUGUAAGGGGGAAAGGUCUGCUACGAGUCUCGUGUGCCAGAGUCCUCGCUACCCAUUGGAAAACAAGGCAGCGAGCAUUCAUGGGAACCUGAAGAUCUUGAUGGAUGGAGCUCUGAGGCACCAGACAUUCCGCAUCCGCUACUACCCCAAGCCAGUGAUUUACCCCUUUGAGCAGCAAGACCAAUUGUACACAAUCAAUCCAGGAGAGGAUGAGAUCGAGAUCCAUCAUAGAGGACUGGACGCUCUGGCAGGCUGCAUGGCGAUCUCUAUGACUGUGGCUGGCAAAGAAUGCCACCCCACUGUGCUGAAAAACGAGGUGACCUGCCGAAUCCCCGGGGACCUGAACUCCCCUCUGCAUCGUUUGCCAGCACAGAUUUGUGUGAAUGGAAACUGCACAAACCUUGGCUUUGUGGUUGUGAAAUCCUCCUUAUCUCCUGUUGCUGCUUCAUUGGGGGCCGUUGUAGCCAUCCUGUUCCUCUGCUUCUUGGCAUUUUUCGUGAUGAAAUUCAUGCAGCGGAAAAAGAAGAAGAAGUCAGGAACUGAAAACUUGGAAAGACUCUCAAGCCUCAACAGGGGCAUGACGAGCAUCCCUCUCCUUCCCUCCAACCCUAAUUACACAGAUACUGCUGCAGAGCCCCGUACUUCUAGAGUGAGUCUUGGAAGCGCCUCUUACACAGGAAGCAGUGACGGUUCUGCCAUGCCCUUCAUGCGGGUUCCUUCUUACUCCAUUAAAAAUUUUCGGCCGCAACUCUUAGAAGAGGUGAAGGAUGUUCUAAUCCCCGAAGAGCAGCUGGUUAUGCAACAGGACCAGAUCAUUGGCAAAGGUCACUUUGGGAGUGUUUAUCAUGGAACGUACAUAGAUUCGGACCAUAGACAUAUACACUGUGCUGUUAAAUCUCUGAACCGAAUCACGGACUUGGAGGAGGUGGAAGAGUUCUUGAAAGAGGGGAUUCUGAUGAAGAGCUUUCACCACCCCCACGUCCUCUCUCUCAUUGGGAUUGCCCUCCCUCGGGAGGGGCUUCCCCGGGUGGUACUGCCAUACAUGAAGCAUGGAGACCUGCGGCACUUUGUCCGUUCGGAGGAGAGGAACCCGACUGUGAAGGAUUUAAUAGGCUUUGGGCUGCAAGUGGCUCAAGGGAUGGAAUAUUUGGCCCAGAAGAAGUUUGUGCACAGAGACCUUGCUGCUAGGAACUGUAUGCUAGAUGAGACCUUCACAGUAAAAGUGGCAGACUUUGGGCUGGCCAGAGACGUCUUUGACAAGGAAUAUUACAGCAUCCGGCGACACCGCAGAGCAAAGCUGCCGGUUAAGUGGAUGGCCCUUGAGAGCCUGCAGACCCAAAAAUUUACCACCAAGUCUGAUGUAUGGUCCUUUGGGGUCCUCAUGUGGGAGCUGAUGACGCGAGGGGCUUCUCCGUACCCUGAAGUGGACCCAUAUGAUAUGACCCGCUAUUUGUUGCGAGGAAGACGGUUGCCGCAGCCAGAAUACUGCCCAGAUUCUCUGUACACCGUAAUGCUGAAUUGCUGGGCCCCAAGUCCUGAGGAGCGACCAACUUUCUCUGCAGUAAUCCAGGAAGUGCAGCAUAUUUUAGCCUGUCUAAAGGGGGAGCAUUAUAUCAACCUGAAUGUCACUUAUGUCAACCUUGAUCAAGACCAGCCUUUCCCCCCUUUGACCAGCUGUGAGGAUGAUCUGGACUCCAGUGGGCUGAGUGAGGAAGAGGCUGCUACUGUGCACUGACUGAUGCGAGGCAAUUCUCAGGUAGCACACCUGAGUUGAGCCUAACACUAUGCAAGCACUGCCAGCCUUUCACUUCUCUGACUGAGGAAGCUUCCUGACUCGUCCUCCGUUUGAGCCUUGGCUUGCCGCAGCUUGGAUUCUCCAGUUGUCCUGCAGCUUCCCUUCAGGCAUCUCCCACCUAUGUGGGUUCAAGAAAACCAUGGCUGGAGACCUUCUGCGACAUGAUUCCCUUGCUAAAGGGCUCAGGAAAAGGCAGAAAUAAGCUCAUCCCUUCCAUAAGAGGUGGGGGCAGGUCCCCUUACCCCUCUUAGAAUAGUGAAACAUCCAGAAUAUGUGGGACCUUGGAUGCUGGCCUGUUUUAGAAAGGGCUAUAAAGUAAUUUAAUGUCUCAGCCUGUGGCUGAAUCUGUAUAUAAAGGAAUAAAUUGAGUGUUGUUUA
This is a messenger RNA of Podarcis muralis (Common wall lizard), 4822 nucleotides long. It is a transcript of the gene MST1R, whose product is annotated as macrophage stimulating 1 receptor. Gene Ontology annotation, molecular function: ATP binding; protein binding; transmembrane receptor protein tyrosine kinase activity. The record is from RefSeq and is a predicted model, not a curated record. Gene Ontology annotation, cellular component: plasma membrane; signaling receptor complex. Gene Ontology annotation, biological process: nervous system development; cell surface receptor protein tyrosine kinase signaling pathway; positive regulation of kinase activity. Lineage: Eukaryota; Metazoa; Chordata; Lepidosauria; Squamata; Lacertidae.